CAAUAUAAAUAAAAUGAUUAUUUUAAUUGAAAAUUCUUCAGAAAAUUAUUCGUUGUAUUUUCAGUCGUUUAUUAUGUGUGCUAGUUUGAAUAAAGAACUGGUGAGUUCAUUACAAUCGACACGAUCUUUUUCGUCAUCAUCAAAUACGAAAACGAUAAAAUCAAUGUCCAAAUCCGUAUCUAUUAACAAUCGAAAAUUAAACAGUAAAGAUCAACAACAACAACAGCAGAAUCAACAACCCGGUGAACCUCAACGUUUUCCAAAAUUGAGACCUGAAAAUGGUCUCAUGGGUUCAUCGGGUAAAUAUGAUUGUUGUGCGUAUAUCAUACAUUGCCCGGUGCACAAUCGAAUUUUAAUCAAUCAUCAAGAUCAUGUAGUAUGGAUGCCAUUCACAUCGUUGCUUCAUAAUCUAGGUUGGGAAGACAAUGCUAUUCUUGGCUUUAUCAUCAUUGUUUCCGGUGGUGAUCCGGACCGUGUGAAUGCAUUCAAAGAAAAUCCACCAUAUGAAAAUUUCAUGUGUAUGCAAGUGUUACGAUUGCAGUUACCGCGAACGAUGCGAUUCAUUACUCGGUUAAUUUAUCAUUUUAGAAUUAAAUGCAAUAAUAAUGAGGGCCAUGGAAAUUUUCAUUUUCAAUGUGGCCAGAAUACCGAUAAUCUGGAAUGGAUAUCGCUUCAUGAAAUCACAAAAUACAACAAUCUUUGGGGUCCAGAAUUGUUGGAAUUCGGAAACAAUCUAAAUACAAUGAAAGAAACAAAAAUAUCUGAAUAUAGUCUGGAAGAGGUAUUGCUCUAUGUUCCACGUGAUCCUCCACGUAAUCUCGAAGAAGAGAUGCUUAAGCCGAUUCAUAUAACGGAAAAAGAUGUAGAACGUUUGUAUGAAGAUUUUCUUGUACACUGCUAUCCAAGUUUCUCAAUGUCGAUUGAAUCAUUCAAAUGUUAUAUGAAAAAACAUGAAUUUGAAAAGGAUGAUGCACGUUUGGUUCGAUUUUUUCGUGGAUUCAACUAUACGAAAACUAAUUUUUUAUCAUUCCAUGAAUUACUUCUUGGUCUCGCUUGUAUGGAACCAACCAUACAACAUGGAAAAUUUCGUGUUAAAUUCAUUUAUCGUUUUUUCAGUGAUGAAUCCGGACAUAUGACCAAGGAAUGUUUACGAAAACUCUUGCUCGAAAUUAAUCCGGAUCAAAAUUCAAUCGAUUCACGGUUGAAAAAUGCAUUGAAUAGUUUGAAUACCAAAGAAAUAAAUAACGCUGAAUUGAUCAUUUCGGAAAGAGAUUUUGUCUCAGCUAUCGGUAAUCUUCGAUUCCGUGGUACAUCGGUAUUAUGUCGUUAUCAAAAAGGUAUUUUCAGUCGAAUAUCAAGAGCAUUGGUGGCCAAAGGUCUACGUCGUGCAGAGAAGGCAUUGAGUAACGUAUUAAUCAAACGUCGAUACCAAGGGACGUGUAAAACGUGUAAAGAAAAACGAUACGAUCUGGCCACUCAUUCUGUAAAAUUUGAUGUACAUGGAAAUCUGAAAAUAAAACGCAUCAUUAACAAAUAUCAAGAAGAUUCAGCAAUCAAUCCCAACAUACAUCGUAAAGAAUGUUUAACAGCUCAACAAUAUUCGAUCGAAACGGUAUUCAAUCGAAAUUCAGCCGCUAACAUUAUUAUAAAUUUGGUACGAGAUUUUAGCAACAAUAAAGGUACGGUUCGAAAUCCAAAUGGCCUGAUGCAAGAUCGAAAAGAAGACCUAUGGAAAUUGCUAUUGUCAAUUAAUAAUGAAAUUGAACUGUUGCUAAAGAAUGAACAAAAAUGUCAUAAAAUCUAUUCACCUUGUUUCAUCAUGGGUGACAUACAUGGCAAUCUGGAAGAUUUAUUUUCUUUGGAAAAGGCCCUAUGGAAACAGAUACCGUGCAUUGGAGCCAAUUAUCUUUUUCUUGGUGAUUAUGUUGAUCGUGGUCAAUGGGGUUUCGAAUGUGCUAUGUAUUUGUUUGCAUUCAAAAUUCUAUGCCCCAAUAAAGUGACAUUGUUGCGUGGCAAUCAUGAAGUUCGACUUAUUCAGACGAAUUAUACAUACAAACGUGAAUGCCUUCAUAAAUAUGGCGAUUUUUAUGGACUGAAAAUCUGGGAACUAACCAAUCGAAUAUUUGAUAAAUUCCCAGUUUGUGCAUUGGUUGAUGAUUGUAUUUUUUGUGCACACGGAGGUUUACCACGAAGCUUAUCGGAAGUGGAACAAUUGGUCAAAAUCAAACAGGAAUUAAAAGAUCCGGAACGUGAAUCACGAGCCGCUUGGGAAAUUCUAUGGUCUGAUCCAUGUCAUAUGCAACAAUUUCUUGAGAUUGCUGACCUUCUCAAUCUUAAUCCGGAUAAUUUAAAUGGUUUCAUCAAAAACACUAAAAGAGGUACAGCAUUUCUGUUUAACGAAACUGGUGCAUUGAAUUUCUUACGGAAAAACGGUCUCACAUAUAUAAUACGUGCUCAUGAAGUUCCACCUAAUGGAUAUACAUUUCAUUUUGGUAAUAAAUGUGCCACCAUAUUUUCCUGUUCUCAUUAUUGUGGUAAUGAUAAUGAUUGUGCCUGUAUAUUGACUGAUACACAAAAAUUACGUGUUAUUCAAUUGGAUACUGUCAAUAAUUCUUCUGCUACUGAUUAAUUAUUAAUUUAUGAUUUUUAAAAAAAUGAAA
This is a messenger RNA of Dermatophagoides farinae (American house dust mite), 2660 nucleotides long. The record is from RefSeq and is a predicted model, not a curated record. NCBI's taxonomy places the organism in Eukaryota, Metazoa, Arthropoda, Arachnida, Sarcoptiformes, Pyroglyphidae.